AUGGACUCAUCGCCCCCAAAAUAUAAUGGGACACAAAAUCCUGAAGAGUGGUUAAAAGAAUUCCGUUUUUUUUGUUUACUUCGUGGAAUUCACGAAGAGCAUGAAAUGUUAGAAUUAGCGUUAUUAAAAAUCGAUAAUACCAUUCCUAUACCGAAGGAGGGGAUAUCUUCAUUUUCAGAUUUAUCGAACCUUCUAAAAGAUCACGUAACUUAUACCUUACAAUGUAAAGUGGCAUUUGAGGAAUUAAAAGGAAUUAAAUAUAAUGUAGAUGUGAACAUAGUUGAUUUUAUAGCAAAAUUUCUUUCGCUUUGCGCUAAUUCUCAUGUUAUAAACGUUCAAGAUCAAAAAACUUGUUUAGUUCAAGCAUGUCCUGAUGAUGUUGUUAGAGAUAUCUUUAUAAACAAAAUCAAAAAGCAACCUUCUAUGCAUAGAGUGAUUGAAAUUUUUCAUGAUACCAUGACAGAAUAUAAAAGUCAAAUAAGAUAUGGAUCAAGAGUAGCAUUAAAGCACGUCGUCACUAGUCAAUAUUUAUCACACGGAAAAAAACAUAAGCCUGACCCGCUGAGAGCCAAUUUAUCUGAGGUAUUCUGCAGUAGUUGGAAACGGAGUGAAAAUGAUGUUUGGAUCGUAACAGCUACUUACGGUCAGAAUAAAGCGCCUGGUGAUCCGAUUUUUUUUAAUUCUAUGAUUCAAUUGGUUCAUGAAAAAACACGAGAAGCAUUAUUCGGUGACGAGGGUCAAUUAAAUUUAUCAGGAGCAUGGGUGUGGACGCUAACAGAUCCGAGAACGAAUUGGAUCGUUCAAAGUCACGAUCUUUUACAUUAUGAUAAUCCGGACUACGUUAUGGAUGGAGAUAUAAUUACUUUACGACAUAAUCUUAAUAAAAUGUCCUUACAGAGUCAUGAGUUUAAAAAUUCUGACGGAAAUCAAGAAGUCAUCAUCCACGGUGAUGGCCAAGGAGACAUUCAUAAGGUACAAUGA
Messenger RNA from Funneliformis caledonium, 981 nucleotides. The record is from the annotation of a GenBank genome assembly. NCBI's taxonomy places the organism in Eukaryota, Fungi, Glomeromycota, Glomeromycetes, Glomerales, Glomeraceae.